GCUUCGAUCGCAAUUCUAUUUCUCCGUAGCAGUUUCUCGUUUUCGGUUUCUCUCUAGUCAUCUUCCACAAUUUUCAUUGACUUCCAUUCCGACGACUUUCAGAAUCACCGGCGGAGCAGUCAGAGUUAGGGAAAUGUCGAAGAACGACGAGCCGGUCGUCGGAAUUCCAUUAUAUGCCGGCGACAACGCGUAUCAGGCCGGACAGAUCCCUUCCAACGCCAUUUAUGGCGAUCCUCAGGGGGUUCCUAUCCAGCAAACCAUGUUCCGCGACACUCCUGCUCCUUUCUACUGUCUUUAUUGUGGAAAUUCCGGACUCACCUCCGUCAGAUCCAAGAUAAGCUCUGCUGCUGUCGUCGGUUGUAUGGUACCAUUUAUGUUGGGAGUAUGCUUUCUUUUUCCUUCAAUGAACUGCCUUUGGCAUAAGUAUCACUAUUGCCCCAACUGCAAGGAAAAGGUUGGUGAUUUUGAGAAAUUGGAUAGGUGUGCUGUGAUGGAUCCUCCACACUGGACACAGCCAAGCUUUGCGUUGCCUGCUUGAUUUUGAUGCAUUGUCUGCAGUCAGUCAGUAUUUGCUUUGCUUUCGUGCCAUUUUUGAGAUGUUCUUAUUACACUAAGGGAUAGGGAAAGAUUGGAUAUCGGUGCAUAUGUAUAAUUGUGAUAAAUACAUGCUUCUUAUAUCAUACAGCUUGUACAUACCUUGUUCUCACAUUGGCAUUACUAUUUCUAUACCAUACUGCUAGCCUUUUUCGGUCAAAUCAUUUCACAGAAAAACAAUAUACCUUUGUCAAAUUACUUUCC
Momordica charantia (bitter melon) is the source of this 798-nucleotide messenger RNA. RefSeq names its product GSH-induced LITAF domain protein (gene GILP). Gene Ontology annotation, molecular function: zinc ion binding. The record is from RefSeq and is a predicted model, not a curated record. NCBI's taxonomy places the organism in Eukaryota, Viridiplantae, Streptophyta, Magnoliopsida, Cucurbitales, Cucurbitaceae.